Molecule: messenger RNA, 1450 nt
Organism: Medicago truncatula (barrel medic)
Lineage: Eukaryota; Viridiplantae; Streptophyta; Magnoliopsida; Fabales; Fabaceae
Product: ADP-ribosylation factor-related protein 1
Exons: 7
Coding region: 266-883 (205 amino acids)
Biological process (GO): protein localization to Golgi apparatus; intracellular protein transport; Golgi to plasma membrane protein transport
Cellular component (GO): Golgi apparatus
Molecular function (GO): GTP binding; GTPase activity
Source: RefSeq, a predicted model, not a curated record
CAUACUUAUUUUUCUUACGUUACGCGUUGCAAAAAAUAGAGAGCUUCGAGACAAAAUCGCCCAACACCUCCGAUCCGAUUCUGCCGUAAUCAUCGGAUCUUUCUUCAACCACCGUCUACCGCCAUUCAUUGCCACCGUCACCGCCGGAACCUUUUAUGCUUAUGAAAUUGUGAAUCGAUGAAUAGGGCUCGAGCUUUCAAGUAAUAUGGCAUGAACUUCAUGUUCUUCUAUCCUUGAAGGUUGAUCUAACUUAAACAGGAUAAGGAUGUUUUCGUUAUUUUAUGGACUUUGGCAGUUCAUGUUCAGCAAGUUAGAGCUUCGUGUACUCAUUUUAGGGAUUGACAAGGCCGGCAAAACGACUUUACUUGAGAAGAUAAAGUCAGUGUACACGAACGUAGAAGGUCUUCCUCCUGAUCGAAUUGUUCCAACUGUGGGAUUGAAUAUUGGUCGAAUUGAAGUGGCAAAUAGAAAACUUGUGUUCUGGGACCUGGGAGGUCAGCUUGGUCUUCGCUCAAUCUGGGAGAAAUAUUAUGAAGAGGCACACGCUGUUGUAUUUGUUAUAGAUGCAUCUUGUCCUUCACGAUUUGAAGAUGCAAAGUCUGCACUUGAAAAGGUGCUUCGACAUGAGGAUCUCAAAGGAGCCCCUCUUUUGAUAUUAGCAAACAAGCAAGAUCUUCCUGAAGCAGUAUCAUCUGAAGAACUAGCUCGGUAUCUAGAUUUAAAGAAGCUGGACGAAAGAGUCUACAUGUUUGAAGCCGUGUCAGCAUAUGAUGGGCUGGGGAUCAGGGAAAGUGCAGAAUGGCUUGUGGAAGUGAUGGAACGAAGCAAGAGGACUGAAAUGUUGAGAUUGCGGGCAGGUGCAAUGGGUCCAGGUCCUGCCUAGAGGUCCUGACAUGACAUCAAACUAAAACGACUACUCCAUUCAUUUAUAGAUUUGUAUAUCCAAAAUGAUUAGAAGUCAUUAAGAAGAAAAAGGAGACAAACAACUUCGUGCUACAUUAAACUGAGCCUUGAAAUUAUGUCAGUCUUUGUAAUUCAGCUGUUUCAUACGAGGCUCAGUCUCCGGUAUCGCGUAAAGCAAGUUUUCUUCUGACAUGCCCUUUAUAAUCAAUCCAUCAAGUGCUUGGACUGGAGGGUUUUCUGCUUCUGCCUUCUUCCAUCCUUUUGUCAAUUCUAGAUUUAAAUUCCCUAUUUGAAUAAAUUUAAUUUACUUUCCUUUCUAUAGCAUUAUAUGUACACUGCACUGCCAUACAGAUUCAUGUAGUGAUGUGGUAUUGUGUAAUAUACAAGUUCUGAAGUAGUUAAACUUGUUGUGUAGCUGAACUUUUGUGAAAGGAGUCCGAUUAGGUGAUCUACUUAUGUUUGAUUAUUAUUUUUACAGUAAAAAAUAUUGAUUUCCAUGUAUGCUUAAGGGAAAAAAUUACAUUUAGUUUAACCCUCUAUCAAGGAG